ACCUUCACUUAUCCGUCAUGCUCAUUCAACCUCCUCCUUCUCCCUGUCUCCAUCUCUCUCCCUACAAUACGAGAGAGAGAGUCUUUCAUCCAAUCCAAAACCCCAACUCCUCUGUCUUUGCUCUGCCUCUCCUUACAAAACAAUAGCCUUUCCCCUCGUAAUUUAGCACACCAACUCGAUCCUCUCUGUUCUUCCUCUGCCUCCCAUUGCUUUUCAUUUUUUAAAAAUUCGUGACAGAGGAUAUUGUUAUGGCAACGAUUGUGUGCCAAGGUUUGCAGUCAUGUCUAGACAGCUCCCAUCUUGUGGAGCCAACAACGGUGAGGCUCAAACUGUCUUCCCCAAGACCACACUUCUCUCAACCCCUUGAAUUAGCCUUAAAAUCUUGCUUUUUGGAUUCCAACACCAAGGAACAUGAAGACGCGUGCCACAUUCAGGAGAUUUGCAACAAGUCGUAUAAUUACUUCGGUAAUCAUGGCUCCUCAAAUCCUGACAUGGGUGGCUGGAGUUUCCUCCAAGCUCUCUCCCCUGGCUCGCAAUCUCCUGUAGAAGCAAUGGAGAAAGAAAACACCUAUGUCCAUCCUCUUGUCAAGCGCUCUACAGCCAUGCUCAGUGACAAAAGUUUGGAAUUGUGCACUGAAAAGUUAGGCAACGAGACAGGCACCGACAUCAACGAAGGCAGCAUUUUCUCAUUGCCUUCAUCGGACUCCAAGGGCGGGAAUUCGCCGACAAGGGAGCAAGCCAAGCCACGACAACUUUUUGGAGCUAAGAAAGCGAAUCCUCAUAAUUUUCCGCCUCCCUUGACAACGAUAAGCGGCUCGGAAUCUCUUCGAGUUAGGCCCCACCGUGAAGGUGGGCGGCUAAUAAUCAAGGCUGUCAAGGCCCCAGCAACACAAACUUGCUUCCAAGCUGAACGAAGCCAUGGCCGCCUUCGAAUAUGCUUUUUGAAAAAUUGUACUCCAAGUACUGUUGACUUGGAAGAACUAGCCGAGAAUGAAGACAAUGAAGCAAGCGAUGACGAAGAGGAUGGAAAUGAAGGCUUUGAAAACGACACCUAUGAAGAAACACCACAAAUGGAAGAAGAAGAAGAAGAAAAAGAAGAAGAAGACGAAGAAGAAGAAGAAGAAGAAGAAGAAGAAGGAGAAGAAGAAGGGUACUUAGAAGAUGAAGGAGAUCAGAGUGCUGUGUACUUGGGUCAAGAUAUGGAUGGUGAUUAUGUGAAAGAUGAGGCUGAAAUGGGAAUAUUGGAAAAGUAUGAGAGGCCAACAAGGUGCAAAGAAGGUGAUCAGCAUGAGAAAAAGAGAUUGUUAGAUUGCAAGCCCUUGUGGGUGGCUACUUAAUUAAUUCCUUAAUUAGGCUUUAUUUUGGAUCUCUAUAUAACUAUAUUCCACAAAUUUUGUGUUU
This is a messenger RNA of Alnus glutinosa, 1401 nucleotides long. RefSeq names its product protein FANTASTIC FOUR 3. The transcript has a single exon. Lineage: Eukaryota; Viridiplantae; Streptophyta; Magnoliopsida; Fagales; Betulaceae. Bases 249 to 1337 code for a protein of 362 amino acids. The record is from RefSeq and is a predicted model, not a curated record.